This is a messenger RNA of Desarmillaria tabescens, 1695 nucleotides long. RefSeq names its product CoA-transferase family III domain-containing protein. The transcript has 6 exons. Gene Ontology annotation, molecular function: catalytic activity. The record is from RefSeq and is a predicted model, not a curated record. Bases 1 to 1695 code for a protein of 564 amino acids. Lineage: Eukaryota; Fungi; Basidiomycota; Agaricomycetes; Agaricales; Physalacriaceae.
AUGCCAGCUUAUUCUAUCCCUCUACAGGCCGCCAAGCUACUUAGCACUGGGAUCCUCAAUAAUCCUCUUCAUGACUUUCCUGCCGACAUCAAGGAAGCUGCUGGUCUAGUCAAGUACGUUGGUUCUGAUGAACCUUGCAUGCCUAUAAACUGGCGGCUCGCGGAAAGCAUUGCCUCUAUCAAGGGUCUGGAAGGGGCAAUGCUGAAUAUCCUUCUUAAGCGCAAGUAUGGCAUUCCAUAUCAGAAGAUUGUAUUGAUACGUGAGGAUCACGCACAACUGUACUUCAUUUCUCCUAUGGUCUUUUCAUUCGAUAGCGAGGGCAUCUUUACGUUGUCUCGUAAUUCAAAAUUUGCAAAGCACUUUCCGAGCUAUGAAACACACGAUGUCAAGAACGUUCACAUGAAUAUUAUGUGUACCACAAUGUAUAAAACGAAGGACUGCCGCUUCUAUCAUCUUCAUGGUAGUAUGAACCCGCGUGUUACUCUGACAGCACUCGACGUUCCCAAGUCUCACGAGACCGAAGUAUCGUCCCUCGACCGUGCUGGCGAGAUCAUUGCCGAGAAAGUCGCAGAAUACGAAGCCGAGGCCAUCGAAACGCUCAUGAACGUCAAAUACAGGCAAGCUGGAACAGUCGCACACUCAAAAGAAGAAUACCUUGCCAGCGAACACGGAAAGGCCCACGCACACAUCGGUCUAUACGAACUCCACCACAUUCCUAAUGCCAAACAGCUUCCUACCUGGUGGAUUCCUGUCGACGGCAAAACCACACCGGAGAGACCUCUCUUUGGAUUGAAGAUCAUCGACUUGACGCGGGUUAUUGCCGGAGCUGCCAUCGCUCGGGACCUCGCAGAGCUAGGAGCGAGCGUUCUUCGCAUCACUUGCCCCGGCGUCUCCGACAUAAAUGUGCUCAAUGCAGAGAUGGGGUGGGGGAAGUGGAACACUCAUUUGGAUCUGAAGAAGGAAGAAGACCGCACUCUUCUACAAGAGCUUAUCUUAGAAGCCGACGUAGUCGUCGAAGGGUAUCGGCCUGGGGUUAUGGCAAAGUGGGGAUUCGGAAAAGAUGAUAUCUUGCAGCUUUUUGAGAACAAGGAGAAGGGGAUCAUUUAUGCUCAUGAGAAUUGUUAUGGCUGGCAUGGUCCUUGGACCCCUCGUUCGGGGUGGCAGCAGAUAAGCGAUGCUAAUACAGGAGUUUCGUAUAGUUUUGGCCGUGCUAUGGGCGUGGACGAACCGGUGACACCAGUCUGGCCUAACUCCGAUUUCUGUACGGGUGCUUCUGGUGCAAUUGGAAUUAUCCAAGCACUCAUUGAGCGUGCUGAGAAAGGAGGUUCAUACGUUGUAGACGCCGCGCUCAACUAUUACAACCAGUGGCUCGUCAAUAGCUGCGGCGAAUACCUCAAAGAUGUUUGGGAUGCAGUCUAUGUCAAGGCGGGUUGUCCGGUCUUCCACGCACGCGACAAUAUGCUCCAACUAAUCCCGCCGGUCCUGGGUAUCCUGAAGGCAACGAAUGCGCCUAUACUCAAGGAUGAAUAUUUCGAGACGCGGGAUAAUCCUGGGGUGGUAGCAAUGAGGACAGUCAAACCGGUGCUCACGUUCCCUGAGGGCGUGGUUAAGCCAGGAUUUCAGGUUGGCUCGCGACCUAAUGGUGUGGAUAAACCAGCAUGGCCUGCUGAUUUGGCGACCCCUGCUAUCGUGUAA